CAGGAUAUUUUCGAACAAUUCAGCUAUAAUAAUCCGUUAAUUCGAUUAAAAUGUCUAAUAGGACGGAAGGUGAAUUCAAACUCGUUAUGAACGAACGUUUCUACGAGUACCUGAUGGCUCUAGGCCUUCCCUCGGAAAAAGCCCAAGUGGUCGACAGCUUGAAACCCACUUUGAUAAUUACUAAAAACGAAAAAGAAAUUACGAUAACCACCAAAUUGGACACACACUCGACAACUUCUGUAUUGAAAAUAGACCAAACCGUCGAGGAAAAACUGGCUGCUUUAGACGUCGUUCAGAGUUAUACAACUGUUGGUGACGAUGACAUCACUAUAGAUUCGAUAGGUGCUAAAGGAGAAAGAGGAAGAAGACAUUUCGAUUUUUUCGAAAACGGUUUGAUAAUGACACUCUCUAGUGAUAUGGCCGGUAUUCCCGAAGCAACUCGGUUUUAUAGGAGAUUAACGAAUUGAGCAACCACAGAAUUUAUUAAAUAAGAUAUUAAAUAUAGUAAUG
This is a messenger RNA of Phyllotreta striolata, 510 nucleotides long. NCBI's taxonomy places the organism in Eukaryota, Metazoa, Arthropoda, Insecta, Coleoptera, Chrysomelidae. The record is from the annotation of a GenBank genome assembly.